ACUAUCAACAGAGUCAAAAACAAUAAUAGACAGUCAAGUUUCGCUUGGUACAAACCCUAUUCGCGGAAGCAUCACUUUAAAGAAUCCAUUUAAGAAUAUCUUUGCCUCUUAUGCAGUUGACGGAUCUGUACGAAAUUUUAAAACCCAGGCUAAGUUCACCAUUGGAUCGACAGUGAUGCUUGACAGCGAAGUAGCAUUUCAGUCAAACCCAAUUAAUCUCGACCUUACUAUAAAAAACCCAAUACGAGAUAUCCAAGCCACUCUCUCAAAAAGCGGACCAUGGACAAAUUUUCAGUCAAGUGCUCAGCUCAUCGUUGCAUCCGAAACCAUUUUAGAUUCUGACCUCUCCGCAAACGUUAAUCCUCUUCAAGGGUCUUUUAAUUUCAAAACACCUGUCAAAACACUAUCGGGAUCCAUUUUCGUUGACGGGACCUAUGACCACUUUGACGUUAAGGGAGAACUAGCGGUGGAUGGACAAUCUAGCUUCAUGAAUAUUCAGUUUAAGUCGGAUGGUGGUAUUUUGGGAAGUGCUAGUUUUGCAAAAGGAACCCAAGAAAUAUUUUCAAGCAAAUUGUCUUUUGAAACUUCACCUCUGCGGGCAAGCCUUUCUUUGAAGUCCACGAAUGAAUAUAUUAAAACCCUGUCUGCAUCAUUUAGUCAUAAAGGGAAAGUUCUUGACUUUGAAAACCAAGCAGAAAUUACAAUAAAUGGAGAAAAAACAGAAGCGCAUAUGCUAUUCAACAUCGGGUCGAAAUCUGAAAUGAAAAUCUCAGCUUCAAGUCCAUAUUUUCCUUCAAUUGGAUUGGGACUCGAAUUUGUUGGCAAUGCCCAAAAGUUCCAAAGUGCAAUGGAAUAUUCUGUCGGCGAAAAUACAUUUUCCUUCGAUUCCAGUGUUGACACAACCAAUGGCAUUGACACCUUUAUGACAGUAAAGACACCAUUUGAAGGUUACAAAACUGUAACAUCUAAGUUGUCAUAUAAUGGAAUAUUUCCUAACUCAGAUGGCCUUAUCCAAAUUAAGACAGGAAGAAGGACACUCUUGACAGGUAACUUUCAAUUAUCUAAUGUGAAAGGAAUCUCUUUGAAAAUUGUUUGUCAGUCAGUCCUUACACCAGCACUUCAGAUUUCGUUCGACCACUCCGGAGAUAUGCAGAAAUUCACAACUAGAGCUGAACUUCGUUUCAAUGGCACUCCAUUCACGACCGAUAUUUCUUUUCAAUCGACACCGUACCCACAAGGUUCCUUUGCCGUCGUCACUCCGUAUAUGGAACCAGUAACUGGUUCCUUCAACGUGGAACCUCAGUUGAAUGGAAAUUCAAUUAAUAUAAAAGCUACAUUUAACGGCCAACCAAAUUCUUUAGAUACUAGCUUUUACUUUGGUAACGAUAUGGGUGCAUCCUUUUCAAUGAACUCACAUGUAACUGGAACAAUUCGAGGAUCUGUCAGUUUAAAUAGGGGCUACUCAAGCUAUACAGGCAGUGUUAAUAUGGAAGCACUAGGAAAGAAAAUGACACUCGACGGUAAACUGAAUACAGAACGAGGAAUUAAAUCUAGCAUUUCCAUAAAUUCUCCAUAUGGAAACAGUGAGGCAGAAUUUGCAUACAGUGGACAGUAUCCAAAUGCCAAGGCCGAUUUAACAGUUUCAAUGCCUGGAAAUAAAUUUUCUUUCAACAGUGAAAUCCAGACUCAGCCCAAGCUAUCCGCUACACUUGCCAUAUCUACACCAUUCAGUGGAUAUGAAAACGUUGGAGGUAACAUCCAUUUUGCAAGCAACAACGACAGUGUGUCUUUUGAUACACAAAUAAAUUAUCUGACCGGAAAACAAAUUGCUGCUUCGUUUGAGUCAACAAUUUCGGGAAAAAAUGUGCAGACAGUGGCAAAGCUUGAAACACCUUACACGGAAGACCUUAACAUUGAAUUAACUCUGACGGGACAACCAAGUCAAUUCUCGAAAUCGCUCGUUGUUUCAAUGGGUGAAGACAACAAUUUAAUAUCUACCGGAACUUUCUCCAUCGGCAUAUCGUCCUUAAAUCUAGAUUAUUCUCUUAAAACGACGUUUGCUGGAUACGUAGAUGACCAGCAUAUACAGGUUAAGUACGAUGCCGAUUUGCCGAAUUUUAAAGCAUCUGCUGAUGCUAAAAUACUUGGAAGUUUGUACUCGACUGAAGCUAGCUUGGACCUUUCAAAUGAAAUAAACGCAUUGUUCAAACUUGAUACACCAUUCGAACACUUAAGUGACAUUGCAGUCACAUUUGAGCAUUCGGGUACCUACAGGCGAUUUACCACCAAGUCAACAGUACAAGCAAAAAAUAAAAGUUUGUUUGAAUCCAACCUCCAGUAUUCUAAUUACGGAUGGCGAAGACUUUCAAUGUCCUUAGACAUGACAACACCAUUUCAGGGCUGUGAAUUUACCAAAGCUUCAUAUAGACAUGCUUCUCUAUCAGAUGGCUUUGAGUGUGAUGCAGACAUAUCCAUUAUGAAUAAGGAUAUCAGUGGCACUUUGACAAUUAAUAAUAACCCCCCAACAGCAACUGUUUCGUUUACCACACCGUUCGCCGGUUUUGAAAAGUUAGGUGCAGAUGUCAAAUAUGUCAUUGGAAAAGAUUCAAUAAACGGACAAGUUAAUGUUGCCUACAUGCAAGAUAAGACACUUUCUGCGUCGAUUGAUAUGAACAGCAACAGCCUUACAUUUAAAUUGUCCACCCCCUUCCAAGGGUAUGAAAAUCACGAAGUGCAACUGUCAUACAAUGGAGAAAUGCGUAACUUCCAAUCAACAGCUGCCUUUACAUCAUCUGCUGCUCCAUCCAUCAGGGCCCAGGCAAAUCUGCGUUUGUUCUCACUGCUGAAUUUGGACGGCUCCGUAAGUCUUACCAGUCAGAUUAGAAAUUUCGAAAACAUCAAAAUAACCGUCACAAACGAAGAAAACAAAGGUAAAUAUACAACUAAGUCAGAAAUAAGUUGGUCUUCUUCACAGUCCAUUGUCCUUGAUGGAACUCUAACUGACAAUAGUCUUUCAACUACUGGAAACAUAAAUUUAAGAACACCUUUCGAUAUGGUUAGACAAGCGGGUGUUGAUAUCAAAAUGGAAAAGAAACAAGGAAUUAUCUACUCUGGAAAGAUAUCCCCAGUUUUUAACGGAAAAACCACUUUAGCCGGUGAUAUUACUUUUAGCAGCGCUCAGAACAAGGCUUUGUCUGUAACAAUGCGCUCUCCAAUAACCUUUUCUGCAGACGUCAGUGGUAACAUCGGACGAGUUUAUCAAGGAUCUGUUUCUUUUACAAACGAUAUUUUCGAAAAGAACACCGGAUUGACACUAACCGGAACAAUUGACCCAAUCGCAAAGAGCGUGGUUGCUAAGUACAACUGUCCAACAAUGCAGCUGGAUUUGAACGGUUCUCUUAAGAAAUCAAGCCUAGUCAUCAAUACUAAUCGCUAUGGGUACGAGAUAUCCGAGUCGUUCGCAAAAAUUAUUCUUCCUACAAGAAGUCUUAAAGUAACCGGCAAAGUACAAAACGGGGCUACCGAAGGUUUCCUGUUUUGGGACGCAGACAAAGAUGAAACAAAGAAAGUUGGAUUCCGCUCCGAAAUCAAAUCUCAAUCCGAUUCGAUGAAGGCUGACAUGACAGUGAUGUUGCCAAGCCUAGGAAAGGAUCUUCAGAUCGAUUCCGAAAUGAUUCUGAACAGAGGGCGUAUCAUAUUUGACGGAAAAACAGAACUAACCUAUUCUAAAGAUUCCCGAAAAAAAAUCACAAUUAACUCUCGUGUUGAGGACAUAUCUUCUUGGGAUUCUAGAAAUUACAGCUUUACAUUCGGAAUAAGUCACCCAUACACUAGCGUCAAUGUUGAGGUCGUUUCUCAUGUGGGAAAUUCAAACGAAAAAAUGACAGGAGCAGUUGAUGUCAAAUACCUUACUGCAAGACGCGAGACUAAACAGUUCACAGUCAAUGGAGAACUUGACAAAAUCCGUAAAGGCGUCGAACUAAAUAUUGACACUCCAAUGAAGAAGGUUGGAAUCAACGGAAACAUCCAGGCUGGAUCCCCAUAUCGCCUUUCCUUGGUCAACAAAUAUGACAACAAAAAACCACUGAAUACUAUUGUUUCGUUUGAUUCCUGUUAAACGCAGCAUCGACUUUCAGAUGAACUACGAUUUGGAAAACCCAACCAGUGAGCUUCAUGUAAGCGCGAAGUACGUGAAUAAUUCUGCCAUUGCAGCUGAAUUGUACCAUGUGAUCAACAGACAGAGAAUAAGUGACGGACUGCUUGCUUUACGUCUAAACAGCUCUCAUCUUCU
This is a messenger RNA of Mya arenaria, 4291 nucleotides long. RefSeq lists its product as uncharacterized. The record is from RefSeq and is a predicted model, not a curated record. Bases 176 to 4117 code for a protein of 1313 amino acids. The transcript has 4 exons. Lineage: Eukaryota; Metazoa; Mollusca; Bivalvia; Myida; Myidae.